This is a messenger RNA of Westerdykella ornata, 3141 nucleotides long. RefSeq lists its product as uncharacterized. Gene Ontology annotation, cellular component: cytoplasm. Gene Ontology annotation, biological process: peptide catabolic process; proteolysis. The transcript has 9 exons. The coding region runs from base 327 to 2978 and encodes 883 amino acids. The record is from RefSeq and is a predicted model, not a curated record. NCBI's taxonomy places the organism in Eukaryota, Fungi, Ascomycota, Dothideomycetes, Pleosporales, Sporormiaceae. Gene Ontology annotation, molecular function: metalloaminopeptidase activity; peptide binding; zinc ion binding.
ACCCCAAUCCCACACCUUGUCCCCCACCUGCAUCACUAAGCCGCGUUUGCGCCGCUCUUCUCCGCAAGCUGGCUCUCCCUUCCCUCCUCUCGAGACAUUGUUCUCGACCACGACUCUUGACACAGCUUUGCCGGCCGCUUCAAUCGAGAGCUUUACCACGAACAUUCGCUACUGCUUCAAGCUACAGACCGAAGGCUUCCCCGCCUAUCCAAGCUCCAAAUCAGGUCCCACGUGCCCGCCUACGGCCUGUUUGCCCUUACGGAGGUACUGCUGUUAGGAGACAAUUGAGAUACUGCUCGUGUGAAGGUAGCAGUAGCUUUGCGAUCAUGGCGUCGGAUAGGGAUAUUCUGCCACACUGGGCGAAGCCCACGCACUACACCCUAUCACUCUACGACCUCGAGUUCGGCGGAAACUUCAAGUAUCAGGGUACCGUUGCCAUCAACAUCAACAUUGACAACAGUGAGGGCUGGAGCGAACUCGUGCUCAAUGCCCACCAGCUCAAGAUCCAUACUGCGGAAAUCAAGACAAAUCAGGGCAUCAGCGAGGCGAAGGAUAUCUCGUACGAUGAGAAGCGGCAGCGGGUUACCUUAAACUUUGGCACGACGAUCCAGUACAAGGGAGAGGCUGUCUUGACCGUUAAGUUUGAGGGAACUAUCAACAAUAUCAUGGCCGGAUUCUACCGCUCCAAGUACAAGCCUAAAGGCGAGGUCCCAGCUUCCGUCGCCAAGGAUGACGAGUUCCACUACAUGUUCAGCACGCAGUUUGAAUCCUGCGAUGCCCGUCGUGCGUUCCCCUGCUUCGACGAGCCUAAUCUGAAAGCUACCUUUGAUGUCGAUCUGGAGCUUCCAGAGGAUCAGACGGCCCUCAGCAAUAUGCCGGAGAAGGAGGUAAAACCGAGCAAGAAGCCGGGCUUCAAGACCGUGUACUUUGACCGGACGCCCAUCAUGUCAACGUAUUUGCUGGCCUGGGCGAUUGGAGAUUUUGAGUAUGUGGAGGCGUUCACAAAGCGCAAGUAUAAUGGCAAAAAUUUGCCCGUGAGGGUGUAUACGACGCGCGGGUUGAAGGAGCAGGGUCGCUUUGCGUUGGACAACUGCCAUAAGAUUGUGGACUACUUUUCUGAGCAAUUCCAAAUCGACUACCCGCUGCCGAAGGUGGACUUGCUUGCUGUGCAUGAAUUUUCACACGGCGCUAUGGAGAACUGGGGUCUGAUUACUUACCGAACCACCGCUGUUCUCUUCGACGAGAAAACCUCUGCCGAUAGCUAUCGCAACCGCGUGGCCUAUGUGGUAGCUCACGAGCUUGCUCACCAAUGGUUUGGCAACCUUGUCACCAUGGACUGGUGGAGUGAGCUCUGGCUCAACGAGGGCUUCGCCACCUGGGUUGGCUGGUUCGCUAUCGACCAUCUCUAUCCUGAGUGGAACGUCUGGGGACAGUUUGUUACCGAAUCCGUUCAAACAGCCUUCCAAUUCGACGGCCUGAGACUUUCCCACCCUAUCGAAGUGCCUGUUUACGAUGGUCUCGAGGUUGACCAGAUCUUUGACCACAUCAGCUACCUCAAGGGUAGCUCCGUCAUUCGCAUGUUGAGUGCUCACUUAGGCGAGAAGGUCUUCCUGCAGGGCGUUGCAGAUUACCUGAAGGCCCACAAGUACAGCAACGCGACAACGAACGACCUCUGGUCUGCCCUCAGCAAGGCUUCCGGGAAGGAUGUCAACAGCUUCAUGGACAACUGGAUUCGCAAGAUCGGGUUCCCUGUUGUCACUGUUGCUGAGGAGCCUGGCCAAAUCAGCAUUCGCCAGCAGCGCUUCCUCCUGUCGGGCGAUGUGAAGCCGGAAGAGGAUCAGACUGUCUGGUGGAUUCCGUUGGGUCUGCGCACCGGAUCCUCUGUGUCUGCCGCGUCGAUCCACAAGGUUCAGGCGCUCACCCAGAAGCAGGACACCAUCGCUGAUGUCGAUGAGUCGUUCUACCAGCUCAACAAGGACCUCACUGGUUUCUACAGGACCAACUAUCCCCCACAGCGUCUCGCGAAGCUUGGUGAAUCUCGGCAUGGUCUUUCGGUACAGGACAAGAUUGGCAUUAUCGGCGAUGCAUAUGCAACCUCUGUUGCUGGUCAUGGUGCGACUCCUGGCUUGCUGGCGCUCGUGGAAAACUUCCAAGACGAGUCAGACUACCUGGUCUGGAGCCAGAUCCUCAAGGAUAUCGGCAGCGUCAAGAGCAUCUUCUCUGGCGCAGAGGACAUCUCUGAAGGCCUGAAAAAGUUCCACCUGAAGCUGAUCUCGCCCGCGGUUGAAAAGAUCGGUUGGGAAUUCAAACAAGGAGAGGGCUUUCUCACUGGCCAGCUCCGUGCUGCGCUCAUCCUGUCUGCUGGUCUUGUCGGCCACAAAGCGACGGUCGACGAGGCUCUCAGGCGCUUCGACCUCUACAUAUCGGGUGAAGAUAAGUCAGCUAUCCACCCUUCGCUGCGUAAGGCUAUCUUCUCUAUCGCCGUGAAGGAACGCGGCGAAUCCGGCUUUGAGGCUGUGCAGAACGAGUAUCUUACCACCAGCUCCGUCGAUGGCAGGGAGAUUUGCCUGCAGAGUCUUGGCCGCGUCCAGACACCCGAGUUGGCACAGAGAUUCCUCUCCUUCAUCUUCUCGGACAAAGUCGCCAUGCAAGACAAGCACUCUGGCACCAUUGUCCUAGCCACAAACUCCAAGGUCCGCAUCGAAGUGUGGAAGUUCAUCCGCGACCGCUGGGACACCGAUGUGCAUCCUACGCUGUCGGGUAACCUCGUCGUCCUGGAGAGGUUCCUGCGGUUCGGUCUCAAUAAGUUCUCGGAUGCUAAGAUUGCGGAUGAGAUCAAGGAGUUCUUCAAGAAUAAGGAUAAUAGAGGGUAUGAUAAGGGGCUGGAUGUUAUUGAUGAUACGAUCCGGAGUUUGGAUAAGUAUAGGAGGAGGGAUGAGGGGGUCGUGAGGGAAUGGCUGAAGGCGAAGGGGUAUUGACUAGCGGCGAGGCUCUGAGGUAGGUCUGCAGUCAAAGGCGUCGCACCCGCAGAUGUCGGGAAGGGAGCGUGGAAAGGAAGUAAGCGUCGUCUGAUGGUCAUAGGAUGAGUGUCGUUCAUGGACAUGAAUCUAAAAGUGUGAAAUCUAAACUCAUGUGCUAAAC